AUGCUCGCAACGAUCCUCGACGAGACCGACAUUUUACUCGGCCGUGAUUGGCUGCGACAACACAAUCCGCGAAUCGGCUGGACGACGGGUGAUUGCACCGUGCGAGUGAACGGUAACAGGAUCUCCUUACCUCAUUGGGGCUCGCCUUCGUCGGUGCGUGUCAACGCGAUUUCGAUGAAACGUGCUGUAGCAGCAGGAGCUGACGUGUAUGCGGUUGACAUUCGGGAAGCCGAGGCAGCAGACAAGGAGAGCGAUUUAGAGAAACUGCUAGCGAACUUACCGGAUGACUUGGCGGCACUACUGAAGCAGUACAGUGGGAUCUUCCCAGAUGACCUGCUGACAGGAUUACCACCUAAGCGACCGCAAGACCACAGGAUAGAGUUAGAACCGGAGGCACAGCCGACAGUACAGCGACAGUUCCGACUGACCCAACCCGAACUGGACGAACUGCGGAAACAGCUGGAUUACCUGCUCGAGAGAAAAAAUAUUCGCCCGAGCUCAUCACCGUUCGCAGCACCGAUACUGUUCACACCAAAAAAAGACGGGGGAUUUCGCAUGUGCAUCGACUACAGUGCACUGAACAGAGUUACCAUCAAAUCCCGUUACCCCAUCCCGCGAGCCGACGAACUGAUCGAUCAACUGCGCACAGCCCGGGUUUUCUCGAAAAUCGACCUUCGAGGAGGUUACUACCAGAUCCGCGUCAAUUUACCCGACUGCCCGAAAACGGCUUUCCGAACACGCUACGGAUCGUUCAAAUACACGGUAAUGCCCUUCGGACUGACCAACGCCCCUGCAAUCUUCCAAAUGACCAUGAACGAAGCCUUCCGCCCACUUUUAGAUAAGUGCGUCAUCGUGUACUUAGACGACAUACUGAUCUACAGCCCGGACAGAGCACAGCACCGAAAGGACAUCGAAGCAGUUUUCAUAAUACUGAGUAAGAACCGCCUACUGACAAAAGCUUCCAAGUGUGAGUUUCUUCAGGACAGACUGGAGUUUUUAGGGCACAUAAUUUCAGCCAACGGAGUGGAAAUAGAACCGAAGUAG
Closterium sp. Yama58-4 is the source of this 1044-nucleotide messenger RNA. The record is from the annotation of a GenBank genome assembly. Lineage: Eukaryota; Viridiplantae; Streptophyta; Zygnematophyceae; Desmidiales; Closteriaceae.